AUGCCUGCCCCAUUUGCGCGUCUGGCCGGCCACACGGCGAAGCGGGUGUGCUUGAACGCCACCCGCCCACAGCUCCGAACAGCCCUCCCUUCACGACCCAUUGCGCGAUGCCUGUCGACCUCAUUGCCUCGCCGAUAUGCACAAAUCGAAGAAAACCAGCGGACACGCAUGGUGCCGACGGACGAGAACUUUGGACGGCCCAUCGACCCCCAGGACCCCGAGAAUUUGAGCAUGGCGCAGGACGAGUCGGACAGCGCGGAAAACAGGAAAAUCAGGCAUUAUACCGUCAACUUCGGCCCCCAGCAUCCCGCCGCCCACGGUGUGUUGCGAUUGAUUCUGGAACUCAACGGCGAGGAGAUUGUGCGCGCUGAUCCCCACGUGGGGUUGCUGCAUCGAGGCACUGAGAAGCUCAUUGAGUACCGAACAUACCUCCAGGCCCUGCCAUACUUCGACCGACUCGACUACGUCUCCAUGAUGACCAACGAGCAGUGCUUCUCGCUGGCCGUUGAGAAGCUGCUCAACAUCGAGAUCCCAGAGCGCGCCAAGUACAUCAGGACCAUGUUCGGCGAGAUCACCAGAAUUCUGAACCAUCUCAUGUCCGUCUUGUCUCACGCCAUGGACGUCGGUGCUCUGACACCCUUCUUGUGGGGCUUUGAAGAGCGUGAGAAGCUGAUGGAAUUCUACGAGCGUGUCUCCGGUGCCCGUCUCCACGCUGCCUACGUUCGCCCCGGUGGCGUGUCUCAGGAUCUGCCCAUUGGACUGCUCGACGACAUCUACCAGUGGGCUACCCAGUUCGGCGACCGCAUUGACGAGACCGAGGAGAUGUUGACAGACAACCGUAUCUGGAUCGGCCGGACCAAGGGUGUUGGUGUCGUCUCUGCAGCCGAUGCUAUCAACUAUUCCUUCUCCGGUGUCAUGCUCCGAGGAUCUGGUGUACCAUGGGACGUGCGAAAGUCGCAGCCCUACGACGCAUACGACAAGGUAGAGUUUGACGUCCCCGUCGGUGUCAAUGGCGACUGUUACGACCGUUACCUCUGCCGUAUGGAGGAGUUCCGCCAAUCGCUCCGCAUCAUCCACCAGUGCUUGAACCAGAUGCCAGCUGGUCCAGUCAAGGUUGAGGACUACAAGAUUGCUCCUCCACCACGUGCCGCCAUGAAGGAGAACAUGGAGGCUCUUAUCCACCACUUCUUGCUCUUCAGCAAGGGCUACACUGUCCCGCCCGGUGAGACCUACAGCGCCAUCGAGGCGCCCAAGGGAGAGAUGGGUGUCUUCGUUGUCUCAGACGGUAGCGAGAGGCCUUACAGGUGCAAGAUUAGGGCUCCUGGAUUCGCACACUUGGCCUGCAUGGACCAGAUCUCAAGAGGCCACUUGCUCGCUGAUGCCGUCGCUAUCAUUGGUACAAUGGAUCUAGUGUUCGGUGAAGUUGACCGGUAA
Parastagonospora nodorum SN15 is the source of this 1434-nucleotide messenger RNA. RefSeq lists its product as hypothetical. Gene Ontology annotation, molecular function: NAD binding; NADH dehydrogenase (ubiquinone) activity; quinone binding. Gene Ontology annotation, biological process: mitochondrial electron transport, NADH to ubiquinone. The transcript has 2 exons. The record is from RefSeq and is a predicted model, not a curated record. Lineage: Eukaryota; Fungi; Ascomycota; Dothideomycetes; Pleosporales; Phaeosphaeriaceae. Bases 1 to 1434 code for a protein of 477 amino acids.